CAAGGCUCCAAGGCCGUCGCGCCGAGUUUUUGCCAUGGCGGAACCGGCGGAACCUGGCCCAGAGAUGUCUGAGGCAAACCUGGAACGUGCUCAGGCAAGUGCACGUGGAUGUCCUACAAGGACGGUGACUUUCCAGGAGGACGUCGAGGCAUCAGAAGCCACGGAUGCAGACGCCCAUCGAGCUCGGUAUAUCUUCAGCUUAAGGUCUUUGUCCCACAGGAUGACUACCUUGAGCGGUAGGUCCAUGUGGCGAUACCCGACCACAGUGGGGCAGCUGCCAAGAUACAUGCGGAGGGCUUUUCGCAUGAAAACCUUCGGGCUGAUGAGCUUUCAGCUGCUGCUCGUGCUGGGCAUCAUGGUCUUGGUGGACUGCGUUGCGCUUCGUGCCAUGGUGCCCCCCGAUGGCAUGGACGAUAUUGUCUACAAGGUGGUCUUUUACUGCCUGGGCCUCCUGAACUUGGGGUGUGUGGUGGCGCUCCAAUGCCUCAAGGAUCGAUUCCCUUUGAACUACGCGCUGCUCGGCCUGACAACGCUCAUGUCUGGCCUGUUUUGGGGGAUGACACGCGUGUUGCAUGCGGGAGUCUCCCUGCAUUUUCAGAUCAUGGGGAUCCUGGCCUUCACCAUGUGCUUUUCCACGGUGGUGUCGGCCAUCCUCGUGAACACGGAGGAGAAGAUGAAGGGUACGCACCUGAUCUCCGGAUUGCUGGGCCUGGGCUGGUUUAUUGGCAGCUCCCUCGAUGUAGUGAUCGCUGCCAUGCUGCUCCAGAGCGAACAGAUGGAGAUCUUGGGCGCCUUAGGAUUUUCCUUCUUGCUGCUGUGCCUCCUGCUCAUCGAUGCAGGUAGCCUCCUGGUCAAAAGUUCGCCUGACGAUUUCAUGACUGUAGUGGUGGCCAUGGACUCCACCCUGCUGGUGGUGGUCAGCAUCCCGUUCUUUGUCCUGUCCUUCUGCUUCCUGCACACUGGAGAGGCCAUCAUGCAGCAUCAAGACUCAGAGCAGCCGCCUGUUGCAAUGACCGCCAUUCCAGAGGCCACGACAAGUGAGUCCUCGCGCAACAGCUGACACCUCGAUGAAUUGUGAAUCUGAUUUGUCCGAAGGAAAUCGAGGUUUUGAUGACCACAUCAGCGACCUUGGC
Effrenium voratum is the source of this 1133-nucleotide messenger RNA. The record is from the annotation of a GenBank genome assembly. NCBI's taxonomy places the organism in Eukaryota, Dinophyceae, Suessiales, Symbiodiniaceae.